Molecule: messenger RNA, 1559 nt
Organism: Rhodamnia argentea
Lineage: Eukaryota; Viridiplantae; Streptophyta; Magnoliopsida; Myrtales; Myrtaceae
Product: expansin-A10-like
Exons: 4
Coding region: 259-1047 (262 amino acids)
Biological process (GO): plant-type cell wall organization
Cellular component (GO): extracellular region
Source: RefSeq, a predicted model, not a curated record
CAGUCACUGUUUGGAAACCGCUCGUACGGUCCUAAAGCACAUGCAGCCGUCUGGUCCCUACCAAACCAAACAGUUCAGCAAAAUGUCUCUGCCUCUCCUGUCCUCUGUGUGUGUUAUUUGUGAAGCAACUCAACAUCCAGAAGCAGUGGAGCAACCCCUCUUCCGCCUAUAAAUCUCCCGCUUAAGCCCCCUCUUCAUUUCCCCUCACUCCAUUCCUACUCUCUCUCUCUCUCUCUCUCUCUCUCUGCCCAGUCCUUUAUGCAGGGGAAGCGAAGAAUGGCUGUGGUUGGGUUGGCGCUGGUGGGUUGGCUCGCAAUGUGGGUCUGCUCCGUCGAUGGGCACGGAGGAGGAGGAGGAGGAGCAGAAGGAGGGUGGAUUAGUGCUCAUGCCACUUUCUAUGGAGGCAGCGACGCUUCUGGGACCAUGGGUGGAGCCUGCGGGUAUGGGAACUUGUACAGCCAGGGUUACGGCACCAACACCGCCGCGCUGAGCACGGCCCUCUUCAACAACGGCCUGAGCUGCGGGUCGUGCUACGAGAUCCGGUGCGUCAACGACCGCCAGUGGUGCCUCCCCACGACCAUCGUGGUCACCGCCACCAACUUCUGCCCGCCCAACAACGCUCUCCCCAACAACGCAGGGGGGUGGUGCAACCCCCCACUCCACCACUUCGACCUCUCUCAGCCCGUCUUCGAGCACAUCGCCCGGUACCGAGCCGGUAUCGUGCCGGUGGCGUACCGAAGGGUGCCCUGCCGGAGGAAGGGAGGCAUAAGGUUCACGAUCAACGGCCACUCCUACUUCAACCUGAUCCUCAUCACCAACGUCGGCGGGGCCGGUGAUGUCCACUCCGUGUCCAUCAAAGGGUCGAGGACCGGGUGGAUGCCCAUGUCGAGGAACUGGGGCCAGAACUGGCAGAGCAACACCUACCUCAACGGCCAGAGCCUCUCCUUCAUGGUCACCACCAGCGACAGCCGCAGCGUCGUGGCCUACAACGUGGCGCCUGCCCGCUGGUCCUUCGGGCAGACCUUCUCGGGAGGCCAGUUCCGCUAGAGGGAACGAAACAUCUACCCCGAAACCGGCUAGGGUGUCCGAAUAAGACGGUAACGCUUAAUAAGAGACGGGCUCCCGGAAAGCCAACCUAUGGGCAGAAGAUGUUUAUAGUGUGGUUAGUAUAGUGUCGACUACAACCCCUUGAUUGAGAUUUGAGUUAUGUAUAUGUGUGUCGCGUUUGUAAUAUGUUGGCGGAGGUCAUUGUACCCAGCAAAUAUGAGAAGGGCUAAUAAUUUUACAUUAGCUCUUCUCAUGUUCAGGCAUUAUUUGGUUAAGGUGGUCCCUCCAUAUUUUGGUAAUUACAGAAGUGGGCAGUGGCGGAGUUCUACCACCCGCCCGCAACUAUCUAGUAUUUCUAUUUUUGGCACCCUUUUGCCUUAGUGUCCCUCCUAGUGGCUCGAGAUGGUCACGAUUCUUUGGCAAUUUGGCUGUGUAUGUCCCACGAUUAUAACAUAAGGUUUGUGCUGUAAAACUUCGAGUCGUUCUAUUUAAAUGGAAAGACUUCGUAUGUA